CUGGUCUCUGAAAGAAAUUGCGGAAGCUGAGGCAUCCUUAAAAGGAAAAGGCUGGGGCUCUGGAACUGAAAAGUCGCGGUGCUCCGAGUUACCCCGCAUCUCCCACAAGCAGGCCGUCAGCACCAUGGACAGCCACACCGUCUCGGUGAAUGCUAGCAAUUGCUCUGACCCCUUGGUGCCUGCAAGUUGCUCCUCAGCAACCAGUCUUGGCUCCUGGUUCAACUUGUCUCACGUAGAUGGUAACCAGUCCGACCCGUGUGGUCUGAACCGCACUGAGCUGGACGGGAGCGACAAUCUGUGCCCUCCGACCGGCAGUCCUUCCAUGGUCACGGCCAUCACCAUCAUGGCCCUGUACUCCGUUGUGUGUGUAGUGGGCCUCUUCGGAAACUUCCUGGUCAUGUAUGUCAUCGUCAGAUACACCAAGAUGAAGACCGCCACCAACAUCUACAUUUUCAACCUUGCCUUGGCAGAUGCCUUAGCAACCAGUACACUGCCAUUCCAGAGCGUCAACUACCUGAUGGGAACCUGGCCCUUUGGAACCAUCCUCUGCAAGAUUGUGAUCUCCAUAGAUUACUACAACAUGUUCACCAGCAUAUUCACCCUCUGCACUAUGAGUGUGGAUCGCUACAUAGCCGUCUGCCACCCCGUCAAGGCACUAGAUUUCCGUACCCCACGAAAUGCCAAAAUUGUCAACGUCUGCAACUGGAUCCUUUCUUCUGCCAUUGGUCUGCCUGUAAUGUUCAUGGCAACCACAAAAUACAGGCAUGGUUCCAUAGAUUGCACCCUCACAUUCUCCCACCCGACUUGGUACUGGGAAAACCUGCUGAAGAUCUGUGUCUUCAUCUUUGCAUUCAUCAUGCCUGUCCUCAUCAUCACAGUGUGUUACGGAUUGAUGAUCUUACGCCUAAAGAGCGUCCGCAUGCUCUCGGGCUCCAAAGAAAAGGACAGGAACCUGCGUAGGAUCACUAGGAUGGUGCUCGUGGUUGUGGCUGUGUUUAUCGUCUGCUGGACGCCCAUUCACAUCUAUGUCAUCAUCAAAGCAUUAAUCACAAUUCCAGAAACUACUUUUCAGACGGUCUCCUGGCACUUCUGCAUUGCCCUGGGUUAUACAAACAGCUGCCUGAACCCAGUCCUUUAUGCGUUUCUCGAUGAAAACUUCAAACGAUGCUUCAGAGAGUUCUGUAUCCCAACAUCUUCCACGAUCGAACAGCAAAACUCCACCCGAAUUCGUCAGAAUACUAGAGACCACCCCUCCACUGCCAAUACAGUAGACAGGACUAACCAUCAGCUAGAAAAUCUGGAAGCAGAAAUGGCCCCACUGCCCUAACAGGGCCCCGCGCCAUCCAGACCCUCACUGAGCUUAUAGGUUACCGUCGACAUGGAAGCAAGUUGGUGUCAGGGUGUGUAGGAGGCUCUGAUUUCCUAGGAAACAGUCCCAUCCUGAGUCAUUGUAAGUCUGUCCUCUCUGGCUACUCCAGUUUGCCCAUGAGCGACAUUCAAACUGCAUCAAACAUACCCGGAAGAUGAGAAUACACCACCCUUGUGAAUCCAGCUCAUGUACAUGACCACCAGGAAUACACCCA
This is a messenger RNA of Nannospalax galili (Upper Galilee mountains blind mole rat), 1583 nucleotides long. RefSeq names its product opioid receptor mu 1 (gene Oprm1). The transcript has 4 exons. NCBI's taxonomy places the organism in Eukaryota, Metazoa, Chordata, Mammalia, Rodentia, Spalacidae. The coding region runs from base 125 to 1327 and encodes 400 amino acids. Gene Ontology annotation, biological process: sensory perception of pain; neuropeptide signaling pathway; G protein-coupled opioid receptor signaling pathway. Gene Ontology annotation, molecular function: G-protein beta-subunit binding; beta-endorphin receptor activity; neuropeptide binding. The record is from RefSeq and is a predicted model, not a curated record. Gene Ontology annotation, cellular component: membrane; neuron projection.